Messenger RNA from Suillus subalutaceus, 1179 nucleotides. RefSeq lists its product as uncharacterized. The transcript has 12 exons. The record is from RefSeq and is a predicted model, not a curated record. The coding region runs from base 306 to 953 and encodes 215 amino acids. Lineage: Eukaryota; Fungi; Basidiomycota; Agaricomycetes; Boletales; Suillaceae.
GAGAAUACAGCCAAGGAGUUGCUAGGGCUGACUAAGUAACGUCACCUUGCACGUAGCUGAUCUAUCUCGGAACAGUAACUUACGGUCUAUGAGGCAAAUAGAUCUGGGGCUGGUCAUGAGUCUACCUACAUACGACGUCAAACGAAGCAACUGAGUAAUUUCAAGUUCGCCUACGAGCAGAGGAAUGUAAUGUUUGCUAAUGACACGCGCCAUGAAGCAUAUAAAAAUUGAAGACAGCCUUGCCGGACUCUAACUGCAGAACUCUUGAGAAAGCUCUUCAAUCCACGCACAAUCUCAAAUACAUUAUGUCCAAUGAGUCAGCCCCCUUUGUCAAGAACUUGAUUUUUCAGUCAAAGGACCUCGGAAAACAGUCGGAUCUUAUGCUCGUUUUCGAUGGCAAGGUAGAUGGCAUGGGCGAUCAUUUUCCCGUAGUCUGGAGGGUCAGCACAUUCGGAGACGAGGGCCCAUACCAGAUGAAAGCGACCUACAGGAGCCAGCUUGCUUUCACCAAACCACAGGUCGAACAUGGGAGUGUCAUUGGCGCUGCAACUGCUGUCGAGAUCAAUGCCGGCCAACAAACCAUCCUGACUAAGACCGGUAACGUCUUCAAGUUCUCUGCUCCUGUGAAAGGAACCUCCAGUUACUUGAAGGCCACCAAUUUAGCCGGUGCGAAGCAGAACUUGGCAAUCGGUUUUAUGGGCCACGGAGCGUUGUUGCCUACGCCGAUGUUGUACUUCAAGAACGUUGGAGAUGACGAUUUCGUUACCGCACAUUUCAAGCCAAUGCUGCGCGCCUACGUUACUUCGGAUUAUCAAGAGACCGAAAUCUGGAAGAAUAGCCCUACGAACUCUACUUUCUUGUGGGAGGAGGAUCUCACCGAUCUUGACGAGACCACUACCUGGAACCUCACGUGGGAUGGACACACUGGACGUUACACGAUCGCUCAGGCAUGAUGAAGGAACCUUAGAAUUGAACCCUGACAGGCUUAGUCACUCAGUCGCUGGUCUCGUAAAAUAUCGGUCGUGUCUUGUGUGUUGACUCUGAAUUGUUCAAUGUAUCGUGUUGAAUCAAGUUUUGCCUCUGUAUUUGUGACACCGCAUUGAACAAGAUGGUUCUGUACCCACAGAACAAGUUCUGAACCUCGAACCGAACCACGGUUCGGGAGGGUCCAGAGGUGCA